Abrus precatorius (Indian licorice) is the source of this 1025-nucleotide messenger RNA. RefSeq names its product zinc finger protein CONSTANS-LIKE 6. Gene Ontology annotation, molecular function: protein binding. Gene Ontology annotation, cellular component: nucleus. The record is from RefSeq and is a predicted model, not a curated record. Bases 78 to 809 code for a protein of 243 amino acids. Lineage: Eukaryota; Viridiplantae; Streptophyta; Magnoliopsida; Fabales; Fabaceae. The transcript is spliced from 2 exons. Gene Ontology annotation, biological process: regulation of DNA-templated transcription.
ACAUUAUUAUGCAAUUACAAAGUCCAGAGGCGAGAGAAAGUUAGAGAGAGAGAGAGAGAGAACUUUGCAGAGAUAAGAUGGGAUGCAGUUCAUUUCUCAGAAGCCCCAAGAAAGAAGAACAAGAAGUCCCAGAAGCUAUCACCUCCAAGUUACCCAAUUGUAACCAACCUUACACUUACGAAGAUUUCAACAUUUUGGAUGAACUUGAAGGGGUCUUCAACACGGAGGAAGAACAAAAGUUAGCACCACAAAAGCACUGUAGUGGUAAGUUUCAUUGGGAUUUCAUGGAAUGGGAAGAAUUUCCCUACAUUGGAGAGGAGGAAGCAGAAGAUGACAAUGAAGGGAAGGAGCACGUGAUAGAGAACAGAAGACAAUGCUUUUUUGAAGAACAACAAAUAAAGAGAGAAAACAUUGUUGGGUUUUGGGAAGUGGAUGAUGAGAAGAUGAUGGCUUUGAAUUUGAACUUGAACUAUCAAGAUGUUUUGGAUACAUGGUCUGACCGAGGCUCUCUAUGGGCUGAUGAGUGUUCUCUUUCAUUGGCUACCAAUAAUUGUCACUAUAUGGGAGAAGUGCCAGUAUUGGAAGAAGAGAGAGCAAGAAGGGAAGCAAGUGUUCUUAGGUACAAAGAGAAGCGGCAGAACAGAUUGUUCUCAAAGAAGAUAAGAUACCAAGUUCGAAAGUUAAACGCUGAUAAAAGACCAAGAAUCAAGGUCACUUUGAAAAUUUCUCUUUAUUUUCAGCCAUUGGGUUUUGCAGUAUGGUCAUUUUGUUUUGUAAUGAAAGCAGCUUUUCUGAUAUUUUUGUUGUAGGGUCGCUUUGUGAAGAGACAUUGAGGUUGCUCAAGAGAAAGAUCCCAAACCCAAAAUAUCUCCCAAAAUAUCUAAGAUCUAUCCUGUACAUUUAUUUUUAAUUAAUUUCAACUCAAAUAUUCUUGUACUUAUCCAUUCAAAUUAUCAUUCACUUCCUAUAGAGAUGGAAAAAGAAAUUCAUUCCCUUUUAAAAAAGAAUAAAUUACAUUUUGGAAU